AUGCGUGCCCCCAUCUCGAAUCCGGUUAACUCAACGGUCCCGAUUGCCUGCGACACUCUGCCCAAGGCUGCAGUUUUGGACCCAAAGCGCGUGUUGGCCAUUUCCAUGCUGGACAUUGACCGUGCCGGAGCCACUUACUUCUCCACGCCGCUGCUGCUGGGCAAGAACGGUCUCGAGAAGAUCCUUAGUCUGCCCAAGGUGAACGCCAACGAGAAGGAGCUGCUCAAGAAGGCCAUUCAGGAGCUGAAGAAAAACAUCCAGAAGGGCGAGGAGUUGGUCAAGAAGAAGUGA
Messenger RNA from Culex quinquefasciatus (southern house mosquito), 291 nucleotides. RefSeq names its product probable malate dehydrogenase, mitochondrial. Gene Ontology annotation, cellular component: cytoplasm; mitochondrion. Lineage: Eukaryota; Metazoa; Arthropoda; Insecta; Diptera; Culicidae. Gene Ontology annotation, molecular function: L-malate dehydrogenase (NAD+) activity. Gene Ontology annotation, biological process: tricarboxylic acid cycle. The record is from RefSeq and is a predicted model, not a curated record. The coding region runs from base 1 to 291 and encodes 96 amino acids. The transcript is spliced from 2 exons.